AUGAAGACGAGCUCUCCCCUCCUCCGUGUGCUGAUUGCGGUUGUGACAGCUGUUACAGUUGCUGAGAGCCAGAAAGUGUCUGAUGAUAAGGCAGCAGCCGCCUCUCCGGUUCCAGUUUACCCCAACGUUAACUUCCAGGUCCUCAAUGUGGACCACGUAUUUUUGAGACAGGACAGUAGAGAGCAGUUGGGGAACUCCAGCCUGAAGCCCCAGACUCAGACUUUUCUCAUCACUGGACCUGGCGGCGGGCUCCUCCAGCCGGUAGUCAAUGCCUCGUAUGGCCCCCUGACCGUGGACGCUCCUAUUCCUCCAGAUCUUCUCCUCAGUGGGCGCAAGAUCCUGCCCGUCAUUUUGACGCGCCAGGUUCGUUCCUCAUCCCCCGUAGUCAAGAUUCUGUUCCACAUGCCCACGGGCAACAACAUCACCCUCACGCAACAAACGGUGUUGUCUAAAGACGACACUGGAAGGAAAACUGACGAGGCGAAGGUCAAGGAUGGAGCUCACUGUGUGACGGCUUACGCCUUUUGGGAGACGAGGGAAAUCCGCGGAGCUUGCUUGGUGUCUCCCGGUGGAUUCUGCGUCGCGCAGUUGAAGCUGGAGCCCACUUGGUUCAGCUCAGCCAGCAGAUCGGGAAGCUCCAGCAGGGAAACGGAAAGAAGUGAAGGAACUAAAGUGAUUCAAGGGAACGUCGUAGAGGUUUACUUCCAGAGUCGGCGGGACCAGAGCGGCCAGUGCGCCCCGCAGGAUAGCCUGCAGCGAGUGGGAGUGGGGAGAAGGAGAGACUCUGGGGGAUCCGGGACACCAAUGAGACGAAUUGGAAGUGUCAGUCUCCUCAGGGCUCCACCCGGAAACCCCACUUUUCUUCGACUCAGGCUCGGAGGCGCUGUGGUGAUUCAGACGUCUUCGAAACCCCUGAAGACCACAGACGUAGCGACAUUCUACGUCUUUCUUGCGAGCACAUCUACCAUGGAAAGCUUCACGCUCAGGGCGACUGUUAAAGCGGGCCUGUCCUUCAGUGUAGCUCGGCCCAGUGACUCCGCUCUGUGGGACAUCGCCGUCGAGCCGGGCAGAGGCGCAAAUCCCAGCACCGUCUCCGUCACGUGCCAAAAGAAGGUGGCCGUCACAGCUAAGAGGGGUCUCCUGGAGGUUUUACAACUCGACUUUGUACCAAAAGACGUUUCUGACCAGGUUGAGAGCCAGAGCAUCUCCUGGCGUCUGGAAUUACCAGGAAAUGUGAAGGAUGUGGGCCUGAUGCGGAUCUACACUACCCAAAGGGACUACGUGGGUCUGGCCCCUCUGGUGAUGACCACAGACAUCCUGAACACUGCCGUGCUGACGGGGAAAACUGUUUCCGUGCAAGUGAAAACUCUGGCUGUUGAGGCCAACGGCUCGGUCACCGAUGUGACAAACUACACCAGCUGCAGGUCCACGCAGGAGGAUGUACUUAAGCUGUCGGAGCGUUGCGACUCCGUCUACGUGAACGGGAAAGAGACGAGAGGGAGGCUCGGCGUGUUGCUCAACUUUACGUACGGCUUCCUGAGCGCCCAGCUCGAGAUGAGCGUGUGGACGCCCCGCGUGCCCUUGCUCAUCGACGUGGCCGACCCCGAGCUCAGCCAGAUAAAAGGCUGGAGAGUUCCCGUCACCACUGGCAACAGGAGGUCCACGUGGGACAGUGAGGAAGAGGAGGAGAUGAGGAAAGGCAGAGGAUGCAUGCUGCAAUACCAGCACUCAACACUGAGGGUGCUCACACCUUUUGUAGCCCAGCCGGGUGCCGAUGUGCUGCCAGACCCGCUGACGGGGGAAGAGCCUGUUGAGUACUUCCUUGGUUCUGAUUGGCAGGUGGAUGUGACCAAUCUGGUGCGGUAUUCCCUGAAAACGGUGGAUCCUGAUGUAGCCAGAGUGCAGGAUGGGGUGGUGCUGCAGGGACGAGCCGUUGGCACGACCGCUGUACAGGUCCUGUCCCCUCUGACGGCGUCCGUCCUCGCUGAGCGGAGCGUCCGGGUGGUGGAUGACAAAGUGAGUGUGACGGAGUUGGGGGUGCAGCUGGUCUCUGGACUCUCCCUGUCCCUGCAAGUCAGCCCCGGGAGCAACAGGGCCACGGUUGCCACGGGAACCCCACGAGAGACGAUCACACAGCUCAAACAGGAGGCAGUAAUCAGCUGCUGGGUUCAGUUCAGCGACGGGGCAGUUGUUCCCCUCGAGCUGUUCGACCGCAGCAUCUACUCUCUGACGGUCUCCACCCCAGACGAGGGCGUGGCCACAGUGCGCCGCACCCCUCAGUCCACGUUCGUGGUCGCGCAAGGUGAAAGCGACGGCCAGGGGGCGCUGGUGAGGGUGGAGCUGAGGAUCUGUGAGGAGUGCCAGAAGUCAAAGAGGAAGAGCAAGUUGGCUGUGGGCUCGGGACUCCUGAAGAUCAACUUAGCCAGCAGUAGCAGGGCUGCAGCAGGACAAGCAGCGGGUAAUAAAGAUUUGGAUGGCGGGGCAUCAGAACUGGUAGGACAGCUUAAAACAACAAUGACGUCUCAGAGUGUUGUCACAAAUAUGGACAAAAGGUUAUCACGAAGCAAAGCGGCAAAAGAGAGAGAGUCCACACAGAUGGAAACUACCACUUCUAACAUGCAGCCACAUGUUCUGUGGAUUGGAACAACAAGAAAAGCUUCAAAAGGUACCAGCACGACAACGGCCUCCACUCCAGCUGUGAUAUCAAACACACAGCAGAGCACAGCUAUGUCUGCAGCAACCACAGUCGCCAUUGAAAGCAAAGGAGAAGGACAGAAAAGGACUUUUGGAAACAUGCUUGACAACAAUAAUUCACCUCCCAACAAAGAAAUUGCUAAAGCAGAGAUAACACCCAAGAAGGAGCCUCCAAAGUCUAAAACCCCAAAAGUCAUAGAAAGUGACCUCAUCAGGACAUUCAAAGCUUUGUCGGACUUGGAAAUUGGCAUGUACGCCUUGGUCGGGGUCUCCUGUGUCGCUAUCUUUGCUUUUCUACUCAACUGCGUUUCGUAUAAUCUCUGUUUCCGGAAUCAGAAGACCCCCAUACAGCCAGGCCCCCCACCCGCCGCAGACCCCAAGGACCACAAGCAUGACUGGGUGUGGCUGGGAGGCGGCAACCACGGCGUCCCGCCGCCAGGCGCCCCGCCUCAAGUGUCCACAUUAAAACGUGAGCCUCACCGCCCUCUGGAACCCCGUCACUCCAUAGAUUCAAUGGGACACCGCGGCCUGGAGACCCCCCUGCCCACAGUCAGCGCCCCCGCCGUCCCGGAGAGGACCGCCACCCUGGGCCGCAGCAGGACCAGCUCCCAGCAGCAGUUUCAAACCAAGGCCAUCGACCCUCUGGCGAACCGCUCGGCCACGCUGCUGGCCCGGCCGCACCGCAGCGAGCCCCUCCACUCUCCCACCAGCAAGAGGAACCAGGUCCAGUUCACCACUUUCACCACGCUGGACAUCAAGCACCUGGCGGCGCUCAAGAAGAACGGCGUGGACUUAAACUGGGCCAGUCAGCAGAAGCAGCAGCAGCAGCAGCAGCAGCUCCCCUCCGAGCCCCAGACGCCGCUGCCUGACAUGCCGUGGCCUGUGGUCAAACCUCUCGGAGAGCCCCAGUGA
Messenger RNA from Salarias fasciatus (jewelled blenny), 3606 nucleotides. RefSeq names its product transmembrane protein 132D. The record is from RefSeq and is a predicted model, not a curated record. The transcript is spliced from 10 exons. The coding region runs from base 1 to 3606 and encodes 1201 amino acids. Lineage: Eukaryota; Metazoa; Chordata; Actinopteri; Blenniiformes; Blenniidae.